ACAGAGACCCUUUCUGAUAUCCCCAAAAUAUUAUAUAUUUCUAUAUUUUCUGGGCAAGAAUUAACAGCCAUGGAUUGUUGGUGUGGAACCCCUUAUCUUCAUUUAUCAUUAGGUAGGAAGUACGAAAGCCCUUACUUUAGAAAUGUUCCAAUCACUAAAAUUUUCACGGGGUUUCGAGCUAACAAGAAGGUUUAUGCAAGUAAAAGUUCUCCUAAAAAGUUAAGGAAAGCAAAAGAAGUACGGAAAAUUGCGAAUCCACAAGUUGCUGAAGGUUCACCAGACGAACACAAUGAAAUUUCAGAUAAAUCAUCACCAACUGAUUCUAUUAAUAACUUGGAGUCACAGUCUCCAGUUGCUAUUGCUUCAAGAAGUUCUGUUCUACAAGCAUGCACCGUGACUUCUGGUUUCAUAGCUCUCUUUGGAGUAAUAAUCCGACAGGGUUCUCAUUUGGCAUCGUCACAGGGAUGGCCUAUAGCUGAUUGCUCUUCUGAAAUAUCAAUCGAUUUUGAGACAUGGCACCUGCAACUGAUAGCGGGAUUAGUUGUACUCAUAUCGUCUUCUCGGUUUUUACUACUGAAGACAUGGUCUGAUUUUGCUGUGUCUAGUGAAGCAUCCAAUCGACAGGUCCUAACAUCACUAGAGCCGUUGGAUUAUGUAAUUGUGGCAUUUCUUCCCGGCAUCAGUGAGGAACUCCUAUUUCGCGGUGCAUUGCUUCCCCUUUUUGGAAUCAACUUGACAAGUGCCACGGCUGUUGCUGCCUUAUUUGGAAUUUUGCAUGUGGGUAGCGGUCGGAAGUUUUCCUUUGCAAUCUGGGCAACAUUAGUUGGGCUUGCUUAUGGCUAUGCAACAAUCGUAUCCUCUAGCCUUUUAGUGCCCAUGGCUUCUCAUGCAAUUAACAAUUUAAUAGGAGGAGUCUUAUGGCGCGUUACACUUCCUAAUAAUAGAGAGGUUUAGCGUUUACUGUUGAGGAUUCUAUAAACUGGAUUUUCUAAGAUCAAGAAACUUACGAGAUUCUUUCAACAAGCUUCUGGAUUUCUGAAUAAGUAUAGAAAAAGUAUACCAUAUGCCAAGAAGGAACACCACGACACAUUCAUCAAAAUGCUACAUUUACCGAGUAAGGUUUGGUUACUGUUUGUUAUCACAAUACAGUUGAUUCUGAUCAAUAUCUUUGUAAAUCAUACACUUCUAGAUAUGGUACAGUUCUUUCGGCAUAACAUAUAACUAUCAUAGCAUUAGGUUUGCCGUUAUUUGAGUUGGAGCAUAAUGUACAAUUAUUAUAGUAACGGCUUUGUCAUUAUAUUCGCAAAGUUAUUACUCGAAAUAAUGUAUUGUACGUUGGACCACUGGGUUACUUGUACUUUAGACUCUUGGUAUGUUGAUGCACCGAGUUGCAAGUUGAAACACAUACCUUGUAAUAAUAACCAAAAAAUUAUGAGUUAUAUCUGCAAUAAUGAACUUUUGUAA
Messenger RNA from Erigeron canadensis, 1464 nucleotides. RefSeq lists its product as uncharacterized. Gene Ontology annotation, cellular component: membrane. The coding region runs from base 70 to 954 and encodes 294 amino acids. Gene Ontology annotation, molecular function: metalloendopeptidase activity. Gene Ontology annotation, biological process: CAAX-box protein processing. The record is from RefSeq and is a predicted model, not a curated record. Lineage: Eukaryota; Viridiplantae; Streptophyta; Magnoliopsida; Asterales; Asteraceae. The transcript has 10 exons.